Saccostrea cuccullata (small rock oyster) is the source of this 4698-nucleotide messenger RNA. RefSeq lists its product as uncharacterized. The transcript is spliced from 3 exons. Lineage: Eukaryota; Metazoa; Mollusca; Bivalvia; Ostreida; Ostreidae. Gene Ontology annotation, biological process: DNA integration. Gene Ontology annotation, molecular function: nucleic acid binding; zinc ion binding. The record is from RefSeq and is a predicted model, not a curated record. Bases 862 to 4698 code for a protein of 1278 amino acids.
UCACAAUUUUCAUUUAAUUUUAUUGUGUCGGUUAUGGCGUACCAUAAUUUCAUUUCUCACCGUAUGGUUACGGAUAGCUGGUCACGGCUGUCAGACCGGUUUGUAAAAUUGUCGACGUGUGAGUUCAGAGCAGGCCGUAGAAGGGAGAAGGUGUGUCCUUCCGUAGUGAAAAUGUAUAACCUGUGUGGUCUCCAGAUAAAAAGCUGUGUGCAUUUGGCCUGAAUGUUUGGUGUGUUUGAGAAGUUUUCCUGUGUGGAAAUUGUAGUAUUUUUAGUACAUUGGCAGCGGUGACCAGCUCGACCAGCUGUGAAUACAAGUAACGUAAGUGUGACGUUAUAGGGUGUCGUUACUACAGCGUUGGAGGAAAUCCUACGUACUAAGACGUUGACGGGUUUAUGUGGACUUUGUCACAACGAUAACUGGAACUUAAACCAACGACUGUGUGUUUAAAGAACGAACAAUACGGUAACGUCUUGGGGUCACAUUUGUAGCAAGAUAUCUACGGAUUUGUGCACGUGUCGAGGAAAUAUUCGUCUGGUCGGGUUUGACAAUAUUUUAGUCGGUGUAUAGACACUAUUAUUAUUUUUUUUUUUUUGGUUUAUUAUUAUUUUUUUGUUUAGGUUUUUUUUGUGCGAGUGUUGUAGGUGUGUGUGUUGUGUGCGUGUGGAGAUGAUCUAUAUCUUGUUUUGAGCACGAUAAUAAACUUUUGUUUGCACGUACUCUUUGUUCUUUUUCAAAGCUUGGUUACAGUGAGGGAUUAUUUCCAUGCCAUUUAUCACAAAUCGUGACAAUUGGGGGCUCGUCCGGGAUGGAAAUAUUUUAAAUCAAAAUAUCCUUACGCUGUUUAACUGAACUUUGAAAAUGGAGAAAGAGUUAGAGAAAUUAGUGGAGAUUGGGCAAAAGUUAGGUCUGCACGGAGAUCAGUUGUUGGAAUAUGUUAGAGAAAAAGAAAGAUCAGAAAGAAAAGUUGAAGAAGAUAAAUUAUUGAGAGAAGAGAGAGCAAAGGAACGAGAGGCAAAGAGAGAAGAGAAAGAACUAGAUUUGCAGAUAGUACAAUGUGAGCAAGAGGCAAAGAGAAAAGAAAAAGAGUUGAGCAUGGAGAUGCAAAUGAAAGAAUCAAGCAAUCAUUUGGCAUUGUUAGAAAAACAAAUUCAGUUAGAGAGAGUUAAAGCAGAGGCAUCGACAUUAGAAGUUAGUGCUAAGCAUCAGAGUGCCCCCAUGUCCCCUGAGGUGUCUGUUCAAAAUCGUGCCAAGAUGCCCAAACUUCCUCCCUUUAAUGAUCAAAGAGACUGUAUUGACGCUUAUCUACAAAGGUUUGAAAGGUUUGCAGAAAAUGCUAAGUGGUCUAAGGAUACAUGGUCAAUAAAUCUUAGUGCUUUGCUUACAGGUACUGCUCUUGAGGUUUACUCUCGUUUAUCUCCUGGUGAUGCAUUUGAUUAUGAUAAGCUCAAGUGUUCAUUGCUUCAGAGAUUUAGAAUGUCCGAAGAAGGUUUCCGCGAGAAAUUCAGAGGUUGUAAACCAGAAAAAGGUGAGAACCCUCCUCAGUUUUUCGCGCGUUUAGACAAUUAUCUGAAAAGAUGGAUGGAACUCGCGAAAUCCCCAUCAACGUUUGAUGGCUUAAGAGAUCUUAUGCUGCGUGAACAAUUUAUUUCAAGUUGUAGUAAGACUUUAGCUACUUUCUUACGAGAACGUCAUCCGAAAGAUGUUAAAGAAAUGACGCGGUUAGCAGAGCAAUUUAUUGAAGCGCACGGCACUUCUUCAUUUUCUUACGAUCGCAAAAAUUAUCAAGUAGCGACUGAUGAUGUGAGGUCAACGUCAACAACGUUUCAAAAGAAACCUUUCUCAAGUACAGGUAAGAAUGAUAGAAAGUGUUACGAGUGUGGUAGAUCUGGCCACAUCGCUAAAGAUUGUUUUGACAGGUUGAAGAAAGGAAAUCGUUCUCAGACUUACAAAAGCGCAGCGAUGUUAAGCUCUGGUUCUUCAUCAAAGGCUACUUCCCGAUCUGCAAAGUCACAGCUCCAGAAAGUUGAUGUUGAGAGUGAGCAUCAACAAGGAAACCAAUCUACUGAAUCAGGUAAACAUGUAGGUUCUUUGUGUAUUUUGGCAGAUAAAUUGAAAGACUGUUGCAUACAAGACAAUCAAGUUACGUUACGUUGUGGGCAUAUGUUACCGGUCAUUGGUGGAGCUUGUCGUGUUUGUCAUAAUAUGCCAGUUUCAGAUGGGUAUGUAGGUAAUCAUCCUGUGGAAGUUCUGCGAGACAGUGGAUGCACAGGAGUUGUAGUGAAAACCAGCCUCGUAUCUCAAGACCAACUGACAUGGCGGAGUGUGGAAUGUGUACUCAUCGACGGAACUGUCCGGAAAGUUCCAGAGGCGUACAUCAACAUACAUACACCGUUCAUAUCAGGUAAGGUCAAAGCUCUAUGUAUGAACAACCCAGUCUAUGGUUUAAUCAUAGGUAACAUAAAAGGUGCCAGAGAUCCUUCGGACCCUGAUCCAAAAUGGGACACCGGAAGAAAUAACGAAGUUGAGGAAAACGAUACACAAGACUUGGUAGAAGGUUUAGCUGUACAGACAAGAGGUCAAGUACAGAAAGAAAAGGAAAAGUACAAAACAUUAAAGGUAACUAGUAUCACUGACAAUUUCACUUCAGUAGAUGAUAUGAUAGUUGCACAAAAUGAGGACGCUACACUAGAUAAGUAUCGGGAAUACGCAAAGACAUGUGUUAGGAAGUUCACAGGACAACAGAAUGUGUCUUGGUUUGUCAUUGAAGAUGGUCUUUUGUUCCGAUAUUUUCAGUCUCCGAAGGUUAGUAGCAAUAACAUUUUCAAACAGUUUGUUGUUCCUUCACCACACCGUAUUACAGUUAUGAAACUCGCACAUGAUUGUGUACUGUCUGGUCACUUAGGAAUAAGAAAGACAACAGAUAGGGUAUUGUCUAACUUUUAUUGGCCAGGUGUACAAGGUGAUGUAGGAAGAUAUUGUAGAUCAUGUGACGUUUGUCAGCGAACCGUACCCAAAGGUAAGAUCUUCCCAGUUCCAUUAGAGUCUAUGCCCCUCAUUGAAACUCCUUUUGAGCGAGUUGCUGUAGAUUUGAUUGGUCCAAUUUUCCCAGCAACAGAUCGUGGGAACAGGUAUGUACUCACUAUGGUAGAUUACAGUACAAGAUACCCCGAAGCCGUCGCACUCAAAGGCAUUGAGACGGAACGUGUGGCUGAGGCAUUGUUUGAAUUCUUCACUAGACUUGGAAUUCCAAAGGAAAUUUUAUCAGAUAUGGGAACCCAGUUCACGUCUAACCUUAUGAAAGAGGUAGGUCGCUUACUUUCCAUUGCACAACUUACAACUACUCCGUACCAUCCUGCCUGCAAUGGUUUAGUUGAAAAGUUCAAUGGAACGCUUAAACAAAUGCUCAGACGUAUGGCUGCUGACAGACCCAAGGAUUGGGACAGGUAUAUAGCACCUUUAUUAUUCGCAUACCGUGAAGUUCCUCAAGAGAGCAUGGGUUUUUCACCAUUUGAAUUAUUAUAUGGUAGAUCAGUCCGAGGACCGAUGACAGUUCUACGAGAGAUGUGGACGAAAGAAUUAAAAGACCCAGAAGUCAAGAGUACUUAUCAGUAUGUCAUCGACUUGAAAGAGCGUUUAGAAGAGACAUGUGAAUUAGCUAGGAAGUCCUUACAAAAGUCCAGUCAGCGCUACAAGAAAUAUUACGAUCGGAAAACAAGGUCACGUUCAUUCAACGUUCAGGAUAAGGUAUUAAUCCUCCUUCCGACGGACAACAACAAGCUACUCAUGCAAUGGAAGGGUCCAUUUACUAUUGUUUCCAAAUGUGGAAUUGCUGACUACAAAGUAGAUGUACAGGGUAAGAUCAAGACUUUCCAUGCUAACCUUUUGAAAAAGUAUGUUGAAAGAGAGGUAAGUACACCCGAAGUUCUUAGUUCUUGUUCUGUCAUAGAAGAAGAAAUACGCCAAGAUGAUGAAAAUUCAGAAGGUGAGAGUGAUUUCCCUCUAGAGAUACCGCCUUCCGAAGCUAAGGAGACAUUUCAAGAUGUGAAUGUUGACACAGAUCUAACUGAGCAGCAGCAAGAUGACGUCAAAAAUAUUUUGUCGGAAUUCAAAGAUGUUUUGUCUGAUUUACCAAAUCUUACUCAUUUGGCUCAACAUGAGAUACAUCUGACAACUACGGAUCCUAUUCACAACAAACCGUAUCAAAUUCCAUUUGCUUUACGUGAUUCCGUUAGGGAAGAAAUCAAGAAAAUGAUUGAGAUGGACAUCAUAGAGCCGUCCGAAUCCCCUUACGCCAGCUCUAUCGUUGUUGCCAAGAAAGCUGAUGGUUCUAAGAGAAUAUGCAUCGACUUUAGAAAGCUAAACAAGGUAACAGUGUUUGAUGCCGAACCAAUGCCCGAUCCCGAGGAAAUUUUUGCUAGAAUUGGACAAAGUAAGUAUUUUACUAAAGUAGAUCUUUGCAAGGGAUAUUGGCAAAUUCCUAUGAGGGACGAGGACAAAGACCUGACAUCAUUAGUCACUCCUGAUGGUUUGUUUAGAUUCAAAGUAAUGCCGUUUGGUCUAUCAAACGCGGCGGCGACGUUUAAUCGCAUGAUGCGCAUUUUGUUGAAAGAUUUGAAAGAUACCGAUAGUUUCAUUGACGAUAUCUUGAUUCAUUCAGAAACGUGGGAAGAACAUUUGGUGUCUAUUAGGUUUUAG